AUGUCAGUCCCUCCAGAACCGUCCAGCGCGGCGUCGUCGUCGUCCACGUCACCUGCAUCCAUGGGCACGUCAGCAAACGCCGCCGCCACGUCAUGGAAAUCUGAGAUGGAUGCAGCAGGAUUUUCGCCGAUUGCACCUGGAAGGAAAGACUCUACCACUGCUACAAAUGCACGGGAAACCACUAUUGUUAGGGAGGGUGCGCUGCGUGCGAAUAGUAGCAGUCGUGGAUUAGCUGGUCAGAUGGAGGAGAGGAAGAGACAAGAGCGAGAAGCUGAAGCACUCCAGCAACGGCUGUUGCAGCAGCAGCAGCAGCAGCAGCAGCAGCGGCAGCAGCGGCAACAAGAGCAUCUGGAACAGCAGAGCGAGGAGCAGAAGCAACAGGAGAUACAAGAGCAGAAAGAAGAGCGAUGGAGUUUGCCACGUGAGUUCCACAAGACCCAGGGACUGGCAACUUGGCACGGGGUCGGAAUUGGAAAGUCGUUGGAGCGUGAGGGGGGGGAGGAGGAGUGGGGGGAGCGGGGGGACGAGGAGGGGGGCGCGCAGGGGGAAGGGGAGCUACACCAUGGGGAGCGCACACGGGCGAGAGGGGGAAGAAGGGGAAGCGGCGGAGGCGGAAGGGGAGGGGGAAGGGGGAAAGGAGGAGGAGGUGCGAGUGGUGUGCGGGGGGAAGGUGGAUGUGGGAGUGAAGAAGGGGGGAAUGGCAAGAGGCAAAAGUAUGCCAGUACAAGUCAUUGGGAAGGAGCUGGAGGAGCAGGAGAAGGAGCGGAAAGAGAAGUUGCUGUUGCUUCUCUAGGCGGAGGGCAAGGGGCAGGAGAGGAGGAUGGGGCAGGAGGAGCAAAAGGCGCGACGGCGUCUGCCAUCCGAACGUCCUCGUCAGCAGGCCGAGCCUCAAUGCUAGGUGCGGCGGCGGCGUUGGCUCGGGACCGCCACUCCAAGGUGCCAACCGCCCGGGGCAUGCGCGAUAGGCGGGUGCGCUUAUCAGCCCCGGCCGCCACUUCUUUCUAUGAUGUGCAAGAUAGGCUCGGCGCGGAUACCCCCUCUGCUGCGCUUGAGUGGCUGCUGUAUCAUGCCCAGCAUGCCAUAGCUCGGCUGCCAAAGCAGCCUGCACGUUCGGGAGGACCAGGCUCAGCAGGAGGUCCGGAAGGAGUUGCGGGACUAGCCGCUGCUGCUGCUGCUGCUGCUGCUCUGACUGGCUAUGGCGCUCCUCUGUAUCCCAGUGCUCCUGGUCCUGCUGGCUAUGGCGCUUAUGCCAUGCCUCUGCCUUUCUUUGCCCCGCUUCUGUCUCUCCCACCCACUUCCAUCCCCCUUGCCCCUCUCACGCUCCCUCCCCGUUUCCCCUGGGACGAGGAGUUUUCUCUUCUGAGCUCUAGAGGGGGUAUAAAUGCGCCAGGUGCUCCUUCAGAUGAACCCUCAGGUGCUCCGUCUGUUGCUCCAGGUGGUCUUCCUGAUGUUCCAGGCGCCUUGGCUGUGUCUCGUCCGGAGCGGUUCUCUCCUGGGGGCAUUGCAGGGGUGAGCAGGGGAGGGUGUGGAGCAGAGGGUUACAGUGUAACGGGUUACACACCAGGUGGUUACAUGUCACAGGGUUACAUGUCACAUGGUUACAUGCAUGAGGGUUACAUGCCUGAAGGUCACCCACUAGGGGUUAGUGGGUACAACAUAGGAGAUUUGAGUGCUGGUGGUGGGUUUGGUGGGAGAGGCGUUGGUGGUGUGAGUGGUGCUGUUGGUGUGAGUGGUGCUGCUGGUGUGAGUGGUGCUGCUGGUGUGAGUGGUGCUGCUGGUGUGAGUGGCUUGGCAGGUGGGAGGAGGGUGGAAUCACGGGCGCAUGCAAGGGAAAGGGCUCGUACUCGUGCUGCUGCAGGGGCAACAGGAGCCUCUGCUGCUGCUGCUGGCACAGCUACCGCUGCUUCUUCUGCUCCUGCUCGCUCGCCAGUACCAUCAGCAGCAGCAGCCGCAGCAGCAGCCGCAGCAGCGGCGGCCGCAGCACUAUGA
Messenger RNA from Closterium sp. Naga37s-1, 1989 nucleotides. NCBI's taxonomy places the organism in Eukaryota, Viridiplantae, Streptophyta, Zygnematophyceae, Desmidiales, Closteriaceae. The record is from the annotation of a GenBank genome assembly.